GGUUAAAGGCCCCCAAAAUAUGCAUAUAUGAAAAGGUCAAAAAGUGACUGUCACUGACAGGGAGUCUAAACUAGAGAAGGAAACGGGACCAAACUGGCGGACUCGGUGAAAGCGCAGCCGGCAGCGUCCCGGACCAGGAGUUACAGCUUCCUGAAAACUUUUGUUCCUAUGCAUAAAGAUGUCUUUGAUGGACUUGGGGAAGAGGUUGCUAGAAGCAGCAAGAAAAGGCCAAGAUGAUGAAGUGAGAACAUUGAUGGCAAAUGGUGCCCCAUUCACCACAGACUGGCUUGGAACAUCACCCCUCCACCUUGCAGCGCAGUAUGGCCAUUAUUCCACAGCAGAAGUGCUCCUCCGAGCAGGCGUUAGCAGGGAUGCCCGGACCAAAGUGGACAGGACCCCCUUGCACAUGGCUGCAGCUGAUGGACAUGCACACAUCGUGGAACUCCUCGUUAGGAAUGGUGCAGAUGUGAAUGCCAAGGACAUGCUGAAGAUGACAGCUCUGCAUUGGGCCACAGAGCACCACCAUCGAGAUGUUGUAGAGCUACUUAUCAAAUAUGGAGCUGAUGUCCAUGCUUUCAGCAAGUUUGAUAAAUCUGCCUUUGACAUAGCCCUGGAGAAAAACAAUGCUGAGAUUCUGGUCAUCCUUCAGGAGGCAAUGCAGAACCAGGUGCAUGCUAAUCCCAAGAGAGCCAACCCUGUGACUGUGACCCCCCCAUUCAUCUUCGCAUCAGAAGUUGUCAACCUUGCUAGCCUUGUUUCUUCAGCCAACACCAAAACAACCUCAGGUACCCCUCAUGCUUCCUCAGCAGUACACUUCUCAAAUUCUACCACCUCAGUGCUGGCUACCCUUGCAGCUCUUGCUGAGGCAUCAGUCCCCCUCUCCAACUCACACAGAGCCACAGUUAAUUCAGAGGAAAUCAUAGAAGGAAAUUUUGUUGACUCAUCAGUCCAGCAAGUGGUGGGGAGUGGAGGCCAGAGGGUCAUCACCAUAGUGACUGAUGGAGUCCCUCUGGGUAAUAUCCAAACUGCAAUCCCUACUGGAGGCAUUGGUCAGCCAUUUAUUGUAACUAUGCAAGAUGGACAGCAAGUUCUAACUGUACCUGCUGGUCAAGUUGCAGAGGAGACUAUAAUUGAAGAAGAAGCAGAGAAGUUGCCACUGACUAAAAAACCAAGAAUAGAAGAAAUGACAAAUAGUAUGGAGGAAAGCAAGGAGGGCACUGAAAGAGAGCUAUUACAGCAGCAGCUCCAGGAGGCCAGUCGAAGAGCACAGGAAUACCAACACCAGCUCCUAAAGAAAGAGCAGGAGGCAGAACAGUACCACCUAAAGCUGGAGGCCAUGGCCCAACAACAGCCCAAAGGAGUUGAUUUCACCGUGGUUGAAGAGGUGGCUGAGGUAGAUGCUGUAGUAGUCACAGAGGAGGAGAUAGAAGAGAGAGAGAUGGAAGUGACUGAGGCAGGAGAGACCACAGAGUCUCAUACUGGAGUUGCUGUGGAAACUGUUCCAUCUUAAUGUGCAAGGGCUACAACUUGUACUGUGUCCAUCUUUUUUUCUCUUUUUAAAAGAAAAUACAGAGGACAAACAUUAUAUAAAAAUUAAGACUGUUCUUAAGAAGAAAACUAUAGCAGGGUAUUAUGGUUGGGCUCAGGAAGGCUCUCUAUGCAACUGGAAAAUUCAAAGCCAAAUUUAGGGAACACUUCUUCUGAGGAACCAAAAGAAGGACCAAAUUUCUCAGCUCACAUCAUUGCUUUAAGCAUAGGGGUUAAAGAAUGCUGAUGUUGUGGGUUGAUGGUUUUUUAAAUAACUAACUUUAUAUAAAAAGAUUUUAGGAUAACAUUCCUAAUACAGACACCCAGAGACGUUAAUAAUUGUACCAUUAAGUGACCUGAAAAUUUUCCUCAGAUAUAUGAACCUGUUAGAGAAGAAAAUUAAUUAGGAGGGGGUUAGAAGCAAACUUCUGGGAAGAGAAAGGAAUGUAUUCCACUUGCAAAGGAACAGGCACUCCCCACUAUCCUGAGUGAGUUUCAAUGAAAAGAAAUUUGUGGCUGUCUUGACUAAAUUUGCUUCCAUGUGUCCAGAGCUCUAAUGCCAGUUUGAGAAACUGACAGAAUUUUUAAAAACUGGAAGGGAAAGAAAACUUUCGUUCAUGUGGGAGAAGUGUAUGUAAACCCAAAAUCCUCCAUACUGUGUUUCCACAACAUUGGAACAUGGUCAAAAAGAGGCUUGCAGGGUUAUAAAACAAUCUGGUCUUGAAAUACAAACUUUGCUAUGGCUGAAUUUUAUAAAAUUGUAAUCAGGAGAAUAUUCUGUUAUUAGAACAACUUGCUUCCAAACAUUUAUUUAUAUAAUACCAAACUUUAAUACCAAAAUUUUGCUGAGUUUUCUAAGUGUGUCCUUUCUGUGGAGCCUACAUGGUUUACUUUUAUAUGCAAAAAAAAAAGAAGGGAGGAGAAAUGAAUGCUGAGGAUGUUGUGUAGUUCUGUGUCCAUAUGAUAUGGGAUGACUGAAUUGCCCUGUUUCCUUAAGUCAGGCCUGAGCAGAGCUUUUGUGCCUUUUAGGUGUUCAGUGUGUGUUGGCAAAGGGAGUAAGAAUUAUCAGCGCCAUAAAGUAAGGAACCAAAGAUUCUGGCCAGAUACUUCACCUCCCUUACACCCUUUCUCUCCCAUUAUUCCUGCUCCCUGUGGCUAAGCACUUGUGGAAAGUGUUUCAUUGCUGGAUUUUCUUUGCAAAACUCCAGCUUGGAGUUUUUUCAAAAAAAGGAGAAUAUGGAUAGAAAGCGGUUGUGGAUAGGUAACAUCACAGAGGUUAUCGCCUUUGAAAUUGGGUUCUCGUCAUUCUAGACUUGCUUGCUUGCUUUGUUGUAAAUUAGAAGAAGAAACCAGAGGGAGAUGUGCCAAGUAAACAUUUGAAUGACUGUUUAGAAUAUGGUUUUCUCAAUUAGCGAUCAUGGGGAAAACAUUUUUAAUUUGGAAUAAAACUUGACGGUUAACAUGGUUCUUUUUACCUUGAUUAGCGAAGUAAUUUGCUGCAGUUUUCCAGAGUUAUAGAAUCAUUUGGGACUCAAAAUAUACUGAAAACCUAACUCCCCAAACCAAAUUUAACAAGUGGAAUUGUCUAUUAGAGGCCUCUAGGUAAAAAUAUCAGUUCUUUGAAAUUAAUCUUGGCUAUCAGCCACCUUAGCUAAGUUUUCUCCAUGGACUUGAGUACUGAUGAGCAGAUGAUCAGAGAUUACUCUGGGCUGUUGGAGAUGACAGAGAAAUGCAGUGAAGGAGCCUAGGUAAGGAUGAGGGUCAAAUUAUGGUUUCUGAUGUCAAAUCAUCUUGUUUCUGUUCUGUUGUUUUUCUCUUUUUAGGUCCCUUUGUGAAUCAAGUGCUAAUGAAAAGCUGCUAUUGUGUGUUAUUUCAGAGCCUUAGCUUAACUAUGGAGGGACCAAGUGUCAUUUUAGAUGUGUUUUGCUUAUGUUCUUUGUAUGUUUUUAUAUAUCAGUUCUUAUGUAUCAAUCCUGGUUAUGUUCCUACAUACCAAUUUUAAUUUGUUUUUUUCCCCCUCUUUCCUGUUAAAUGGGUAGAGGUUAACUCUGCAGAAGAUAUCCAGGCCCAAAUACCUCACUGUCUGGGAUAGUUUCUGUUUGGGGACAUGGAGUUUCUACCCAACAUUCCCUUCUGAGCAUACAGAGUUCCUACUGUUUGGGGAACUGUUUAGAGGUUCUUAUUAUUCUCUUUCUGCAGGAGACUAUCAUUCCCACCCAAAAAAAAUAUCUAACAUAGCUCAAGUCAUUUUUGAUAAUGGGGUCUCUGAGAUAGGGAGUUAAAGGAAAGGUUAGGUUAGGGAGAGCAGAAUGGAAUUUCGGGAAAUGUUGCUGGAUCUUCUGGGUUAGGGGAUUCCAACUGGCUUAUUGGCUAGAUUGUAUUACACAGAAUCAACAGUAAGUGGUUCAGAGUUGGUAUUUUAGCAGUACCUUGAGCAAACCUGGAGCCUAGGAUGAUUGCCUAGUUUCAAAUAAAGCUGCUUUAACAAUAUCAGUAUAUCAAUAUAGGAAUUGUAGACUCUGUAUUUGUAUUUUAGUCUUAAGCUUUUGCCCCCCACCCCCCAGAAAAGAGAAAGAAAGAAAUCUUAAUAUUUCUGUCUUGUUCCUGGCUUCAGGGAAAUUACUUAUAAAUGUAUAAUUGUAAAUUUCCUUCCUAUCACUACCUCUGUGGGAUCUCUUAAUUAUACUAGAGUUGAGGUCUCUUAAUUGAAGUAUUGGGAGAACUUGGCUUUAUGUUUUCUAUAUUUUGAAUUCAGUGACUGAAAAGAUGUUAUUUUUUGUGUCAAAUCUGUGUUUUGUUUUUUGUUUUGCCUUUCCUCCAUCUUCAUCCUUACCAUUACAUUCUUAAAAUGUUUGUGUCUGCUCGAUAAUGUUAGAAAUUUAUGGCAUACAAAAUAACUUUUUUUAUAUUAAUAUAGAAGAAAUGAAUUUACCAGAGGGCUCUCCAGUUGAUUUAGGUAUUGUGUGACUAGAGCAUUUUUAAUACCCCCUUCCUGGGUGUAUAUUAGUGUGUAUGUGUGUAAAUACAUACAGAUUUUCCUUUUCUCUUUGUUUAUUUGAGGUUCAACUUUAAAAGUACCUAGUGUAACCUGGAAAUAUUUUUAUUUUAUUAAACACAUUAGAGAGGAUUUAUUUGGAUUCACUAAAGGAGCUAAGGAAGAAAAGGCAUCAUUUGGCCCUUUUCUGAGAGGUGUGCUCUAAUAGGCAAUAAUGAGAAACCUGAGGAGUGAGGCCCCAGGGAGAACCAGUACCUGGCAUUACAGAGAUUUGUUAAGCACACAGUAUGAUGACACCAUGUAAGCUGAAAGGUUAGAGCAGUGGUGGAUAGAGAUGCAGCUGCCCUUCCAUAGAGCAAGCCUCCUUCCACUCCUAUGGCAGCUAUUUUGACUGGCACUUGUAAAAUUUCUUACACCUCUGAACAAGAAAUCAACUCUAGAUAAAGGGCCAUCAUAAAGGAGCAGACAUUCUAUGCAUCUACUUUCUCAGUUUAUAAAUCUCAUACUUUUGAGAAAUUAUCAUUUUUAGAAAGUUUGUGUGGCACUCUCCUAACUCACAACAUUAUGGACCUCCAGAGCUAGAAGAUUUGAGACAUAUAGUGAACUCUUCCCAUAAGUUUAAUAUUGAGAAAUUUAAUACCAGUUUUUGUCCAAAUUUAUUGGAGAAUGGCCUCUAUUCUCUAUUCCUUGUGCAGACAUUUCUGUAUGCCCAAUAAAGGAGCUUUAGAAUGGAAUACAUGUCAAGACCACCUAUAUUCUGCUCUAGGCUCUUAUAUCUGUUUCCAUUUUAUGUGAUGAAUAUUUUUCCCUUCUGAGUUAGCACUCUAUUUCCUAUGCCAAUAUAUUUAACAAGAGACUAGGAGCAAGAAGGAUGUUAAUGGUAACUCAAAUUAAGCAGCUUUGAGCCUCUGCUGCUGACCUUUUUUUUUUUUUUUGCCUUUUUGCCUCUCUGGAACUAGGGGUUAGGGUGACCUUCCUUGACUUUACAGUAGCAUUUGGCUUGUUAAUGGCAGGAAACGGUGAUUCCUUCUCUCUCUCCUCCCCUUUCCUCUCUAACUUACUUCUGCUUCUGUGACCCCAUUGUUCUUAUCUCAUUGCAUCUUUGCCAGGCAUUAAGAGAUUUAAUUAGUAGGUCAUUUCUGAUAUAUGGGCCCUCUUUUUCCUCUUUCCACUCUCCUCCUUCCCUACUAUAUAUUUUCUAUUUAUUCUGAAGUGUUUUGUUUCUGAGAAUCAGUCUAUGUCUCACCCUAUAUCCUGUGCUUCCUAGUUGGUUUCAGGCAUCUCGCUCUAUCAGCAAUAAUGAUAGCAGCUCCCUUCUCUGGCUUUGCCCUGUGGACCGUCCUUAUGCUAAGGCCAUUUGUGUUGGUGGGGGAGAGAAUGUGAAAGGGUGAGGCACCUAGAUUCUUCUAAGAAUGUCCUCAGUUUUUCAGGUUGCUUGACAGCUUUACAUUCAGUGUGUUUUAGGAAAACUUAAAUACACUUCUCUUUUUUAUUUGGAUUUUAAUAAAACAGGAUUUGGUUCUGAUGAGCGAAUUUGUGUGUAUGUGUGUGUGGGUGAGCAUUUGUAUGUGUAUCCACAUAUACAGAUCUUUAUAUAAAAUUUUUGUACUAUCAUUUAAGAUAAAGAUGUUUCUUAAUAAAAUGUCAAAGUCUUAACA
Manis pentadactyla (Chinese pangolin) is the source of this 6180-nucleotide messenger RNA. RefSeq names its product GA binding protein transcription factor subunit beta 2 (gene GABPB2). The record is from RefSeq and is a predicted model, not a curated record. Gene Ontology annotation, molecular function: protein binding; transcription cis-regulatory region binding. NCBI's taxonomy places the organism in Eukaryota, Metazoa, Chordata, Mammalia, Pholidota, Manidae. The coding region runs from base 179 to 1510 and encodes 443 amino acids. The transcript has 9 exons. Gene Ontology annotation, biological process: positive regulation of transcription by RNA polymerase II. Gene Ontology annotation, cellular component: nucleus.